AUGAGAAACCAUGAAUACGAUUUAUGCAAUCUUCCGGGAGACCUGUUUAGGGAAAUCUUGCUGAGGCUUCCAGUGAAGCUCCUCCUGCAGCUGAGGACCGUCUGCCGUUCAUGGAAUUCCUUCAUCUCCAGCCAUGAAUUCGUCAUGCACCACCAUCAACGCUCAACUCAACCUCGAUUAGUGUAUUGUAGUUUGGAAUCUGAUGGGCUUGACAUCAUGCAGUGCUCUGUAUCAUCUCUUCUUUAUAAUCAGCUUCAACCAACUAGAAUCGAGCCACUUCAGAUUAAAUACAAAACCAUUCAGGGAUCUUGCAACGGGUUGCUUUGCUUGUGUGAAGGUUUUCCCUAUAGAACUCUGACGUUGUUCAAUCCUUGUACUCGUUCCGUAUCCCUAAACGUUCCAUUCGAGUAUCCCGGCGGCGAUUAUCUACAACCUGUAUUUUGUGGCUUAGGGUAUGAUGCCCUACGUGACAAGUAUAAAUUUGUUACGGGUUCUAAGUCAUCCACUGUAGCUGCGGGUCUGUUUAGAUAUAGAGCUAAAGUUUGCACUUUCGAUCCAAAUCCUUCUUGGAAAACGGUUGAUCAUCCCAUGUUUCCAUAUUUUACAAGUUGUUAUAGCGGCACAUUUGUUAGUGGCACUCUCAAUUGGAUGGCGCAUGUUCCUGAUAACGAUAAUGAGUGGUUCAUUCUUACCUUUGACUUGGAAACAGAGUCCUUUGGUCGAUUAUGCCUACCUAGAAACAAUCACACUCACACUGGCUCCUGUGACUACGCCCCUUCCUUGCAAGUCCUCAAGAACUUCCUUUCUAUGAGUUUUCAACCUGCUUGUGAUAUCAACACUGCUUGCACUAUUUGGAUAAUGAAAGAUUAUGGGGUUGAAAAAUCUUGGACUAUAUUGUUUACGAUUCCAUUCGGCAAUGCAAUAAUCCGAUCAGACAUUUGGCUAGAACCCUUGUACAUCUCAGAAGAUGAAAUUCUUUUGGCGUAUGGUAAAUUCAACUGGAGCAACUUGCUUGUAUAUAAUUUUCGUAAAGGAGAAGUAGUUCAUCCUAUGGUUGAAAUUGAAGGCUCACGUGACCGUUCAACAAUUUAUCCCUUGUCUAAAUCCGUAUAUGAGAAGUAUUUUCAUGUUUAUCAUGAAAGUUUAGUUUCAUGUUUACCCUAA
Arachis ipaensis is the source of this 1164-nucleotide messenger RNA. Its product is annotated as F-box/kelch-repeat protein At3g23880-like. Lineage: Eukaryota; Viridiplantae; Streptophyta; Magnoliopsida; Fabales; Fabaceae. The record is from RefSeq and is a predicted model, not a curated record. Gene Ontology annotation, molecular function: protein binding.